Molecule: messenger RNA, 3090 nt
Organism: Betta splendens (Siamese fighting fish)
Lineage: Eukaryota; Metazoa; Chordata; Actinopteri; Anabantiformes; Osphronemidae
Gene: capn3a
Product: calpain 3a, (p94)
Exons: 20
Coding region: 142-2343 (733 amino acids)
Biological process (GO): negative regulation of apoptotic process; proteolysis
Cellular component (GO): cytoplasm
Molecular function (GO): calcium-dependent cysteine-type endopeptidase activity; calcium ion binding
Source: RefSeq, a predicted model, not a curated record
GGGGGACGUCACGCAAGGAGGGAGCCAAUCACACAUUAGCCCUUUGGAUUUAUGCCAGGUGCGCUGAGGUUCGUAAAGACUUUAAGACAAGUGGCAAAAGCGAGUUUUUUCAACAAAAAAAAGGGAACGCGCUGAGAAAAUAUGCCCUAUACGCCAUCCGGCUUCUUCUGCGACCGGCUGAUCCGGGAACGAGAGAGGAGGGACGGGGAAGGCUCCCUGAACAAGCCGCUCCGCUUCAACAACCAGGACUUCAACACCCUGAGACAGGAGUAUGUUCAGAGGAAGGGCCUGUUCGAGGACGACUCCUUCCCAGCCUCUGUGGAGUCUUUGGGCUUCAAGGAGCUGGGGCACAAGUCCAACAAGGUCAAGAACAUUGUCUGGAAGAGGCCCAAGGAAAUCUGUGAGAACCCUCAGUUCAUCGUCGGAGGAGCCAGUCGGACGGACAUCUGCCAGGGAGAUCUGGGCGACUGCUGGCUGCUGGCUGCCAUCGCCUGCCUCACCCUGAACGAGAAGCUGCUCUACCGAGUUGUUCCCCAGGAGCAGAGCUUCUCAGAGGGAUAUGCCGGCAUCUUCCACUUCCAGUUCUGGCGCUACGGCGACUGGGUUGACGUCGUCAUCGACGACCGCAUCCCCACCUUCAACAACCAGCUGGUGUUCACCAAGUCCGCCGAGAGGAACGAGUUCUGGAGCGCGCUGCUGGAGAAGGCCUACGCCAAGCUGCACGGUUCCUACGAGGCCCUGAAGGGAGGGAACACCACCGAGGCCAUGGAGGACUUCACCGGCGGAGUCACCGAGUUCUACGAGAUGAAGGAGGCGCCCAAAGAGCUCUACAAGAUCAUGAAGAAAGCGCUGGAGAGAGGCUCCCUGAUGGGCUGCUCCAUCGACUCUCUGGUUCCCGCCCGCUUUGAGACCCGCACUGUGACGGGGCUGGUGAAGGGUCACGCGUACUCCGUGACGGCGGUGGAGGAGUGUAAACCGUCGCAGCACAAGGAGUCCAAGGUUCGCCUGGUGCGCCUCCGGAACCCGUGGGGUCAGGUGGAAUGGAACGGACCCUGGAGCGACAACUCCAAGGAGUGGACCCAGCUGUCCAAGGCUGAAAAGGAAAAGCUGCAGCAUCAGAGCGCUGAGGACGGAGAGUUCUGGAUGUCGUUCGAGGACUUCAAGAAGAACUACACGAAGAUCGAGAUCUGCAACCUCACUCCCGACGCCCUGGAGGACGACAAGAUCCACAAGUGGACGGUGUCCGUGAACGAGGGCCGCUGGGUGAGGGGCUGCUCGGCCGGCGGCUGCAGGAACUACCCAGACACCUUCUGGACCAACCCUCAGUACCGCCUGCGCUUGUGUGAGGAGGACGACGACCCCGAGGACAACGAGGUGGGCUGCACCUUCGUGGUGGCGCUGAUGCAGAAGAACCGGCGGAAGGAGCGCAAGAUGGGGGCCAACCUCUUCACCAUCGGCUUCGCCAUCUAUGAAGUGCCAAAGGAGAUGCACGGGAACAAGCAGCACAUGCAGAAGGACUUCUUCCUGUUCAACUCCUCCAAGGCGCGCUGCAAGUCCUACAUCAACCUGCGCGAGGUGACGCAGCGCUUCCGCCUGAGCCCCGGCGAGUACGUCAUCGUGCCCUCCACCUACGAGCCGCACCAGGAGGGGGAGUUCAUCCUGCGCGUCUUCUCCGAGAAGAAGAACACCUCAGAGGAGAUAGAGAACAGGAUUGAGGCCGACCACCCAGUGCCUGCUCCGGCCUCCGCGGGGGAAGAGAGCGAGGAGGAUCAGCAGUUUCGGACUAUUUUUCAGGAGAUAGCCGGCGACGACAUGGAAAUCUCAGCCAACGAGCUGAAAAAUGUUCUGAACAGAGUGAUCACCAAACCUGUGGCUGUCUCUGCAUCCUCUCCAGACAAGGACCUGAACACUGAGGGCUUCAGCCUGGAGAGCUGCAGGAGCAUGAUUGCUCUGAUGGACGUAUCCUUUAUGGACGGGACCGGUAGACUCAACCUUCAGGAGUUCAGGCACCUGUGGAAUAAGAUCAAACAGUGGCAGGGGAUCUUCAAACAUUACAACGCGGACCAGUCUGGAAGCAUCAACAGCUACGAGAUGAGGAACGCCGUUAACGAUGCAGUCAUGUGUCUUGUGUCCCGCUCAGGCUUCCGUCUCAACAACCAGCUGUAUGACAUCAUCACCAUGCGCUACGCAAACGACAACAUGAACAUCGACUUCGACAGCUUCAUCAGCUGCCUGGUUCGGCUCGAGGCCAUGUUCAGGGCUUUCCAGGCCUUCGAUCAGGAUGGAGAUGGUACAAUCAGACUCAGUGUCCUGGAGUGGCUCCAGCUGACCAUGUACGCCUAGAGAAGCCCCCAGCUGAGCUCCGCUCCACAGGAGGACCCGGACCCGCCAGCCGUUACCUCAACACUCUGUGUGCUCUCAUCCACCUCCAGCCUCCCUCCCUCAGUCCCCACAGUUCAACAGGCCUCCUCCACUUCAUCUUCCCCGCUCCUCCCGCUCCACGGUCGGACUCAGGCGCCGACCAUUUCAUCACAAAUUACACUCGUACCGUAUUCUUCUCAGGCAUCACACACACACAACCUCUUUUGCUGUCACGAUACCUCACAGAACCUCUGCUGGCAACUCAUUUCUGUAUUGGUCUACUGUCCAUCACUGCUCAUCGUCCGUUACGAAUCUGAGCAACGAGGGUCGUCUUUCCUGUACUCAGAUCAGUGCACAGUGAAAUAAACCCGUUAUUACAAACACCCAACGGUCGAUUCAGGAUUUCUCUGCCCCAUCCUGUCAUGAUUUACUGGCUGCCAGCCCCACUAGGAACCGUUCGUUGCGCAGACGGCGCCACUCGGUGGACAAACUCAGGCAUCCCUUUCACCCAGCACCAGUGGUUCAUCUCUGCAUGCGGGUGCAAGGGGUUCGACAACCGAACAGUGGCGCUGACAAGUUCUAGAUGCUGAUGUUCGAGGUUCUAAUAGGGUUUGAAAGAAUUGUUUGGACUGCAGCUUUUUUUGUGAUUCUCCUAUUAAGAUGAGUGUACUGCUUUUUUAGCCAUUUUAACCAAUCAUUUAUAAUAAAUGUGUAGUUGUUUUGGGUUGA